UAUCGAGCUAGGUUUUCCCUCUCGUUUCCUUCUUCGCCGCCGCUCCUGCUCCCCUGAACCCUCGUUCUCGCUCCGCCGCCAUGUCUGGAAGAAAGAAGACUAGGGAGCCGAAGGAGGAGAAUGUGACGCUCGGACCAACUGUUCGCGAUGGCGAGCAUGUAUUUGGCGUCGCUCACAUCUUUGCUUCAUUCAAUGACACUUUCAUUCAUGUUACCGAUCUGUCUGGCAGAGAAACUCUUGUUCGCAUUACCGGUGGAAUGAAGGUUAAAGCUGACAGGGAUGAGUCAUCUCCGUAUGCGGCUAUGCUUGCAGCACAGGAUGUUGCUCAAAGAUGCAAGGAGUUGGGGAUCACUGCUCUGCACAUUAAACUCCGUGCCACUGGUGGGAACAAAACAAAGACACCUGGUCCUGGAGCUCAAUCAGCUCUACGUGCUCUUGCCCGUUCUGGAAUGAAAAUUGGCCGAAUUGAGGAUGUGACACCAAUUCCCACUGAUAGCACUCGUAGAAAGGGUGGGAGAAGAGGAAGGAGGCUUUAAAUUCACUUCAACAUGCAUUGCUUGCUCCAAUUGCCUUUUUUUUUUUAUUGGGAACUUUGAUGUUAGCUGAAGAUUUUGUUGUUGGGAUUUUAUUUUCUCUGAGAGGUUUUGAAUUGGUCUUAUGUUCUUCCUUAUUAUUAAUUAUCCACCAUGUUAUAUGCUUUAUUAAAAAAAAAAAUCCUGAGAAUUGUUUUUUUAA
Dioscorea cayenensis subsp. rotundata (Guinea yam) is the source of this 735-nucleotide messenger RNA. RefSeq names its product 40S ribosomal protein S14. Gene Ontology annotation, cellular component: cytosolic small ribosomal subunit; ribosome. Gene Ontology annotation, biological process: translation; maturation of SSU-rRNA from tricistronic rRNA transcript (SSU-rRNA, 5.8S rRNA, LSU-rRNA); ribosomal small subunit assembly. Gene Ontology annotation, molecular function: structural constituent of ribosome; mRNA 5'-UTR binding; small ribosomal subunit rRNA binding. The coding region runs from base 81 to 536 and encodes 151 amino acids. NCBI's taxonomy places the organism in Eukaryota, Viridiplantae, Streptophyta, Magnoliopsida, Dioscoreales, Dioscoreaceae. The transcript has 6 exons. The record is from RefSeq and is a predicted model, not a curated record.